Cheilinus undulatus (humphead wrasse) is the source of this 1847-nucleotide messenger RNA. Its product is annotated as photoreceptor outer segment membrane glycoprotein 2-like. Gene Ontology annotation, biological process: visual perception. Bases 275 to 1375 code for a protein of 366 amino acids. Lineage: Eukaryota; Metazoa; Chordata; Actinopteri; Labriformes; Labridae. Gene Ontology annotation, cellular component: membrane. The record is from RefSeq and is a predicted model, not a curated record. The transcript is spliced from 4 exons.
GCUUGGACUUAAUCUGAGGAUGACGGCGAGAAAAAGAACAAAAGAAGAACGCUGUUUAAAGGUGAAUGAUGAGCAGGAUACGGCAGCUCAACCAAAAUACAGCAUCUACAAGAUAUCUAUCAAGACUACGAGGCUAAGCUGCUUAUGAGCACACAUUCAGGAGCUGCACAACCAAUCCCCCUCCCCUUGUACCCCUACUCUCCUUGCCCUGCUCUACCUGUGUCCCACCCUUAAUCCCCACUGGAUUUAAAGGGAAACUUUAAAAAAAAAAAAGAUGGCAGUUUUAAGAGUGAAAUUCACCAAGACGAAGAGGGACAAGCUGGCCCAGGUGCUGUGGCUCCUGAACUGGUUCUCAGUUGUGACAGGGGCCAUCCUCUUCAGCCUGGGGCUCUUCCUAAAGGUGGAACUGAACAAGCGAGAGGACAUGAUGGCAGACAGGGACAUUCACUACGUACCCAACAUGUUGAUCGCUGUGGGCCUCAUUGCCUGCGUCAUCAACUUCCUCGGAGGUAAAAUCUGCUACGACUGUGUGGACACUAACAAGUUCCUACGCUGGAAGCUGAUCAUGCUGCCCUACAUCAUGUGCACCUUCUUCUUCACCUUCUGCGUGCUGGUGGGGGCACUGAUGUGUUACACCAUGCGUGGGGCGCUGGAAGAGUCGUUGGACCAGGGGCUCACGGAGGCCAUGGGGUAUUAUAAGGACACAGACACACCUGGACGAUGCUUCCUGAAGCGUACUGUGGACAUACUGCAGAUUGAGUUCCAGUGCUGUGGGAACAAUGGAUAUAAAGACUGGUUUCAUAUCCAGUGGAUCAGCAACAGAUACCUGGACAUGACCCACAAAGAGGUGGUGGACCGGUUAAGGAGUAAUGUAGAGGGGAAAUACCUGAUGGAUGGAGUCCCCUUUAGCUGCUGUAACCUGAACUCCCCUCGGCCCUGCAUCCAGAAGCAGAUCAACAACAACUCUGCUCAUUUUAACUACGAGCACCAGACGGAGAGGCUCAACCUGUGGAUGAAGGGCUGCCGCCAGGCGCUGCUCGACUACUACACCUACAUCAUGCAGUCCAUCGGCCUCACCGUCCUCAUCAUCUGGCUCUUUGAGCUGUCGGUGCUGACAGGAGUUCGUUUCCUCCAAACCUCCCUGGAAAAUGUGCUGAAACAGGGCGACCCCGACUCCGAAUCUGACGGCUGGCUGCUUGAGAACAGCUUCAUGGAAACAGCCCGCACCAACCUGAACAUCAUCAAAAGCCUCGGCAAGAGCAACCAGAUAGACACAGGUGAUAAUGGAGACCCCAACAUUAACAUUCCCUCCACCUCCAAAGCAAACUACGGACCGGACAACGUGCCCCUGAAGGAAACACCUGAAGCAAGUUGAUAGUUCUCAGGCCUCAGUGAGCUGUAUCCCUGAAGGCCUUUAUAAAGACUUUUAAGCUGUUUUUUUCUUCAUUGUUACUGUUUUAUCUUUCAGUCAUGAAUUACAAACGAGAAAGAACUGUGUAUUUAAAUGACAGCAGAAACUCAAAUAUCUUAAUGAAUCAAAAGCAUGUUAUACCAUCCUUUCCCUUUAAAAGACAGCUGACAUUUUCUUCAGAAUUUAGCUAGCCAAUUAAUAAUCAAUGAGUCAAAACUUUUCAUAAAUACCAGUGUAUACCUUAUCCUUAAUGAAAACAGCAUAACAUAAGCCCUAAAUAACCAUAAAUGCAUAUUUUUGUACAAUUGUACACCUCUGUACUGUAACUUCUUGUUUACAAAUGAUAACUUGUUGCCUGUUUAUCAUGGUUUUCCAACAAAUAACUGCUGCACACUUUUCAGCUGCAAUGCUCAAGUCGCAAUGAACCUGAUGAGUU